This is a messenger RNA of Ricinus communis (castor bean), 2482 nucleotides long. RefSeq names its product ABC transporter F family member 1. NCBI's taxonomy places the organism in Eukaryota, Viridiplantae, Streptophyta, Magnoliopsida, Malpighiales, Euphorbiaceae. The record is from RefSeq and is a predicted model, not a curated record. Gene Ontology annotation, molecular function: ATP binding; ATP hydrolysis activity. The transcript is spliced from 7 exons. The coding region runs from base 412 to 2067 and encodes 551 amino acids.
AAACCCUCUUUCAAUAGAACCCUAACAAUCGGGUUUUAUUAUUAAGCUGAAAAAAAACCCCGAAUCCACAUCGAACCCACGAAACCCUAGAUCCACACACACUCUUCAGAUCAAGAUGGUGUCCGACGCGAGCAAGAAGAAGGCAGCGCAAAAGAAGGCGGCGGCGGCAGCGAAGAGAGGCGGGAAGGCAUCUGCGUCUUCUAAAGCUGCUGCUGCUGCGACGGCGGCGGCUGAUAAUGGAAGUGUAGACAAGUUAUCGAAUGGAAUAGGGGCUAUGCAGAUUUCAGAUCGAACUUGUACCGGUGUUUUAUGCUCACAUCCUCUCUCUAGAGAUAUUCGUCUUGGUGCUACCUAGACCAGUGACUAGGCGAGCGGCUCGGUCCUGUCACCAGAGCAUUCUGACACCUCUUGAUGCCACAUUUAAUUAGUAGAAACUUUCCUUGUGAAUAUAAGCAAUUGUUCGUCCUUGUGGGCACUCCUUGGAGGGAGAUUGAGUCUUUAUCAGUGACUUUUCAUGGACAUGAUCUCAUUGUUGAUUCUGUGCUUGAGCUCAACUAUGGCAGACGAUAUGGAUUACUUGGUUUAAAUGGAUGCGGAAAGUCAACACUGUUAACUGCAAUUGGUUGCCGUGAGCUUCCAAUUCCAGACCACAUGGAUAUUUAUCACCUCACCAGAGAAAUUGAAGCUUCUGACAUGUCUUCACUUCAGGCUGUUAUUAGCUGUGAUGAGGAGAGGUUGAAAUUGGAGAAGGAAGUUGAGAUUUUGGCAGCUCAGGAUGAUGGAGGUGGAGAGUCUCUUGAACGUAUUUAUGAGCGUUUGGAAGCUAUAGAUGCAUCCACUGCAGAAAAACGUGCUGCUGAGAUCUUGUUUGGUCUUGGUUUUAGCAAGCAGAUGCAGGCAAAAAAAACUCGUGAUUUUUCUGGUGGAUGGAGGAUGAGGAUUGCAUUAGCUAGGGCUCUGUUCAUGAACCCUACUAUCCUCUUGCUUGAUGAACCUACCAAUCAUCUUGAUUUGGAAGCCUGUGUCUGGUUGGAGGAAACUCUGAAGAAAUUUGAACGCAUUUUAGUGGUGGUGUCGCAUUCUCAGGAUUUUUUGAAUGGUGUCUGCACGAAUAUUAUACACAUGCAAAACAAGACAUUGAAGAUCUACACUGGAAAUUAUGAUCAAUAUGUUCAGACUCGUUCUGAACUGGAGGAAAAUCAGAUGAAACAAUACAAGUGGGAGCAGGAGCAGAUUGCUUCAAUGAAGGAGUACAUUGCCAGAUUUGGACAUGGUUCAGCAAAGUUGGCUCGUCAAGCACAGAGCAAGGAGAAAACCCUUGCAAAGAUGGAGCGGGGUGGGCUUACGGAGAAGGUAGUUAGAGACAAGGUGCUAGUCUUCCGUUUUGUUGAUGUUGGAAAGCUCCCACCACCAGUGCUUCAGUUUGUGGAAGUUGCAUUUGGCUACACUCCUGAGAAUAUCCUCUACAGAAACCUUGAUUUUGGGGUAGAUUUGGACUCUAGGAUUGCUUUGGUGGGGCCCAAUGGUGCUGGAAAGAGCACACUGCUGAAGCUCAUGACAGGGGAUUUGGUUCCUGUUGAUGGCAUGGUUCGGCGACACAAUCAUUUGAGGAUUGCUCAGUUUCAUCAGCACUUGGCUGAGAAACUUGACUUAGACAUGUCUGCCCUACAUUUUAUGAUCAGAGAGUAUCCAGGGAAUGAGGAAGAAAAGAUGAGAGCAGCAAUUGGGAAGUUUGGCUUAACCGGCAAAGCCCAGGUGAUGCCCAUGAAGAAUUUGUCCGACGGUCAGAGGAGCCGGGUCAUUUUUGCUUGGUUGGCUUAUAGGCAGCCCCACAUGCUGCUGUUGGAUGAACCAACGAACCAUUUAGAUAUUGAGACAAUCGACUCGCUGGCUGAGGCAUUGAAUGAAUGGGAUGGGGGUUUGGUUCUAGUUAGCCAUGAUUUCAGGCUUAUAAAUCAGGUAGCAGAAGAGAUAUGGGUGUGUGAAAAUCAAGGUGUAACCCGAUGGGAAGGCGACAUCAUGGACUUCAAGGAACACCUCAAGAGAAAGGCUGGAUUAUCUGAUUAAAUCAGAUGAGAGGAUUGAUGCAAAGAUUAUUAUUAUUUUACGAUCAUCGUGCUGCCUUUGCCUAUGGUUGUGAAUUAUAGUACUCUCUCUGAGUCAGAACAUAAGGCAGGCGACAGCGUCAUCCAUAUGAUGUUAGCCUGGGGAGAAUUAAGAAAAAGACGAAAGAGAGCAGAGAUGGGGUAACAGAAAGAAAGGCUUGGUUAUUGUUUCAGCUGAAUGGUACCCUGCCAGGUAUUAGGUAAUAUUUUUGUCUUGUUUUUUCUUUAUUAUUUAUGUUUACGCAUUCUUAUCAUUAUUAUAUACAAUGAUUUGAUACGAACAUCUAAUCUGUGUGCUUUGUUAUAUUCGAGUAUAUGUUGUACUUUGAGAACUCAAGGGGCAGGCCUAAAUUCUUAUGUAUUACAUUUGGUUCUAA